Messenger RNA from Uranotaenia lowii, 2665 nucleotides. RefSeq names its product connectin-like. Gene Ontology annotation, molecular function: protein binding. Lineage: Eukaryota; Metazoa; Arthropoda; Insecta; Diptera; Culicidae. The record is from RefSeq and is a predicted model, not a curated record. Bases 64 to 1788 code for a protein of 574 amino acids. The transcript is spliced from 5 exons.
UUUACGCCCACAAUCAAAACGUUCUUGUUCCGAGACCAAGUGAUCCCAGCAGAAUCCAACACCAUGAACCCAUCAACGAUCGCACGCCAAAUCUACCGGCAUAUAGCGCUGGUAGUUCUACUACUCUGCCUAAUCACAAGUCCCACCGAAAGUAGGUAUCGGGAAAAAGAGCCCAAAAAAGUGAAAUCCCCGCAACAGAAUUUGCUCCAGACGAGUGGGAUCCAAGCAGCCUCGCCCCUGAUGAAUCUGUGUUCCGGGGAUCGAGAAAUGAAACUGGUAUGUCAUUGCAGUCCGGACGACACCCAUGUCAAAGCUCAGAAAGCAAACUGUUGGAUAUUCAGUAAAGACUUGCCCCGAAAAGAUCCCAACUGGUUAGCGUUCCAAACGCAAAAUACGCUGGAGCAACUGAAGAUAACAGUUCAAAAAAUAGGAAACCUUACGUACAUCCCUUCGGAUGUUAUAAUGACUUUAAAGAAUCUCAAACAGCUCACGAUAGAAUACGGAAUGAUCCCUGAUUUGCUUAACUACGCAUUCGGCAAUUUGACCGAACUACGAAACAUCACAUUACAUAAAAACCAAAUCAGGAUAGUGCAUCCAUUUGCGUUCGCCAACCAUCCAUUUCUGGAAGAGAUCAACGUGGAACGGAACGAAAUCAUCGAGCUAGAUAAGGAAGCACUCGUUAACUUGCCUCAACUCAAGAGGCUCAACUUGGACUUCAACAAUUUGACCAUGCUGAGGGAUGAUGUUUUCCUAUACCUUACUAGUCUAGACGAGCUAAAACUAGAGUCAAAUCAGAUAUCGCGUUUAACCAGGGAAAUCUUCAAAGGCUUAGGGAAUCUACGGUUUCUGAAGAUGACCUCCAAUACGAUCGAUUUUAUCGGUGAUACGGUGUUUGCGGAGCUAUGGAGUCUACAGGAGCUGGAUCUGGACGGAAACAGGAUUGAGAAAUUAUCGGCCCGAGCCUUCGACGGUCUGAACAACCUGCGACGACUCAACCUAGAAAACAAUCGCCUAACCCGACUGGAGCGGGGCAUCUUCACCGGAGUUCCAGCGGUUCUGUCGCUCAAUCUCAACUCCAACCAGCUGGAAACGAUCACUUACAACAAUUUUCUGCCCCUGAUGGACAACCUAGUCAACAGCACCGCGGUGAUACACCUGAAAGACAACAAGCUGGUCUGCGACUGUCGAUUGCUGUGGCUGUUUGAUCUCAAGAACGCAACCAAGAAUGAUGAGCUACGAUCGACCCUGCAGCAGAUCGAAUGCACUUAUGAUCUCAAAGAUAAUCGCAGUCCGGUGCCGAUUUCGGUGCAACAUCAGCUGAACGACUAUUCUCGACCCCACGACAUCCUGGGGUACGAUGACAGCAACGACUACGAAGAUCCGCAGCAUCACUUCACCGGACACCGGAGUAGUGGUAGACCUCAGUCACCACCUGGAGGAACAAACGGAUACCAAAUCGCAGACCAUUAUGACCGAAGUGCUUCCCUAGGGAUGAUCGGAGGAGGAGGAGGAGGACAGAAACUGUCCAAAUCUCCGACCGUUACCACCGGUGGGAAGCAACUGGUAAUGUUGAUGAAACUUCGCAAACAGGACAUCCUGCCCUGUGCCAAGGAAAUGGAUGAACCCACGGAACUUCCCUUAUCAAGAGAAUCUAUCGGUAUCGAUAUGGGAUGGCGGUCGUCGGCGAGUGCAAAUUCUGGGUUUUCAAAUGCUUCUACGAGCUUACACCGAUCAGUGUCCAGUUUGGUGCUGCUAGUCCUGAUAUCAGUGCUAGGACUUUGGUGUUAGCUUCAAAGGAAUUUAGGUGAUGCCGUUGGACAAAACAUCUAGGCAACAGUACAUCAACAAAAAGGUUGAUUUUUUGCCAUUCGGAUCAACUUGGUUUGAACCUAAUUAGUCCAAUUUGCCAUCGAACCGAUGUCCACCCACAUGCUCCGGAUCCUGCGAAUGCUUCUUCUUCGACUUUUUGCGAAAUUUAUUCCACUGGGGAAAAGUUCAGCUUAUAACAUUCCUAUCGAGCAGCAGGAGGAAGUGUAGAAAGAAAAUCCUGAAGAGCGUUUUUUGUGCCCCGCGAAAGCCAAAUUCUUCGGAUUGAGAACAGAAAAGAGCCUUUUCCGGAAAAUAUUGCCGGAUGCAUGUAAUCACCGAAAUUGAACAAAAUGAAAUUAAGCAAAUCGAAAAAUCUUAUUGCCAUUCUAGAUAUGAAUCGAUCGGAGAAGUUUUUGCCUCUACUUUUCAGUUUCGAACAUACAGUAAUUGUGCUGAUGACAGACAGAGCUGAUCGGAAAUAGUUAAUGUCAUAAAAAUAAUUUACAGAUGAAAAAACAGAAAAUAAAAAUGGAUAGUUUAUAAGAAAAUCAGUAAUCAUAAAAGUCCUUUGUAAAUAUUGUAUAAAUGUGAGCUCUCGAUGUGAAACCUUAAGCUAGUCUAAUGUCAAGAAAUACAUAUUGAAUAAACCAGAAUUGAAAUGUAAUAAGAAAACAGAAGACGAAGCUCACCGAGUGAUGCUGAACUCUAGGAUGAAAAAAAAACAUGAAAGAAUUUACACUUUCGAUAUUCUGAUAUGGAGCCUCUUGUCGAUGGAACGGAACUGAUAAUCGACAAAGAUAAAAAAAAAUGAAAUUUAGGAAAAACCCUGAUGAUACUUGAGCACAUCCUCCUUACC